AUAAAGAAUGACUUAUAACGUAAGAACGACAAAAGAAAAAGAGUGAUUUGGCGCUGGACGUAUUCUUGUUUCUGAGGUGCAUUUUUACCGCUGACUGCAUCUUAAUUUCCGUCAAAGUUCCAUCAUCCAAAUAUCAAGCGAAAAUGCAGAAAGAGGCAAAAAGCUCCUAUUUUGAUAUGCCAGCAUUGGAUGUUUCUGUUGCAUUUCCUCAAGCAACUCCAGCCUCCAACUUUCCUACAUGCACUUCAGACUAUUAUAAGUUUGACGAUCUGUUAACUCCUGAGGAGCAAGCCAUCAGAAUGAAAGUGAGGGAAUGCAUGGAGAAAGAGGUUGCUCCUAUAAUGACGAAGUACUGGGAGAAGGCAGAGUUUCCUUUUGAAGUCAUUCCGAAGCUUGGCGCUUUGCACAUUGCUGGCGGCACUAUCAAGGGGUAUGGUUGUCCAGGUUUCUCAAUAACUGGUAGUGCCGUUGCUGCUGCAGAAGUUGCCAGAGUUGAUGCAAGCUGCUCUACCUUCAUUUUGGUGCAUUCAUCUUUAGCAAUGCUCACCAUUGGUCUAUGUGGGUCCGAAAUGCAAAAGCAGAAGUACUUGCCGUCAUUGGCGGAACUUAACACUAUAGCUUGUUGGGGGUUAACUGAGCCUGACAAUGGAAGUGAUGCAAGUGCUUUGGGGACAACUGCUAGAAAGGUUGAAGGAGGUUGGGUACUUGAAGGGCAAAAGCGUUGGAUAGGAAAUGCAACUUUUGCUGAUAUACUGGUUAUUUUUGCUAGAAAUACAUCCACAAACCAGAUAAACGGUUUCAUAGUAAAGAAGGAUGCUCCAGGAUUGCAAGCUACUAAAAUCGAAAACAAAAUUGGACUACGGAUGGUUCAAAAUGGAGACAUUCUCUUAAAGAAAGUUUUUGUCCCUGAUGAGGAUAGACUACCUGGUGUCAAUUCUUUCCAGGAUACAAACAAGGUGCUUGCUGUAUCACGUGUCAUGGUUGCUUGGCAGCCUAUUGGCAUUACAAUGGGUGUUUAUGAUAUGUGUCACAGGUACUUGAAGGAGAGGAAGCAGUUUGGAGCUCCAUUGGCUGCUUUCCAGAUCAACCAACAGAAAUUGGUUCAGAUGUUGGGCAACAUUCAGGCAAUGAUUCUUGUCGGCUGGCGGCUUUGCAAGUUAUAUGAGAGUGGUAAAAUGACUCCUGGCCAUGCAAGCUUGGGGAAAUCAUGGAUUACCUUGAGGGCGAGAGAGACAGUUUCUCUUGGACGGGAAUUACUAGGUGGCAACGGAAUCUUGGCUGACUUUUUAGUCGCAAAGGCAUUUUGUGAUUUGGAGCCCAUCUAUACAUAUGAAGGUACUUACGACAUCAACACGUUGGUAACAGGUAGAGAAAUUACUGGUCUUGCCAGUUUCAAGGCUGCUCCAUUAAGGCAAAAGAGUCGCCUGUGACAAUCUUACUUCCAUCUGAAGUAGUAUUCUGUUGGAUUACCCUCUGUUUUGGCAAUCGUAACUUUGGGAUAAUUCUAAGUUCUAUAUCUGUCCAAAUAAAGAAGUAAUUAAGAAGGUAAAUCCCCUGGAGAUUUUUAAACCAUUAAUAAUGACAAAGAAGUUAGAAUACCACAUAUUGUAAUAAUAUCAACAUAGCAAAUGAUUCAGCUUUGUUUUAUUCAAGAAAAUCUGAUGUUGGAAAUUAGCUGCUAA
Molecule: messenger RNA, 1682 nt
Organism: Nicotiana attenuata
Lineage: Eukaryota; Viridiplantae; Streptophyta; Magnoliopsida; Solanales; Solanaceae
Product: acyl-coenzyme A oxidase 4, peroxisomal
Exons: 14
Coding region: 144-1430 (428 amino acids)
Biological process (GO): fatty acid beta-oxidation
Cellular component (GO): peroxisome
Molecular function (GO): flavin adenine dinucleotide binding; acyl-CoA dehydrogenase activity
Source: RefSeq, a predicted model, not a curated record